This is a messenger RNA of Pleurotus ostreatus (oyster mushroom), 2445 nucleotides long. RefSeq lists its product as uncharacterized. NCBI's taxonomy places the organism in Eukaryota, Fungi, Basidiomycota, Agaricomycetes, Agaricales, Pleurotaceae. Bases 1 to 2445 code for a protein of 814 amino acids. The record is from RefSeq and is a predicted model, not a curated record. The transcript is spliced from 3 exons.
AUGAACACAUGCUUGUUCUACACCCAUCAAGCCGCUGUGACGUUUGCCUGGAUCCCUAUAGUUGGGAUGAUGCAGCGCAGUCACCUCAUGCUAUUCCUUGCGGUCACAUCUUUUGCAAAACGUGGGUGGUUCGCACCAUAUCCUAGGAACAAACUAACUCGAGGUGUGCAUAGUUGCUUGGGGGCUGUAACUCCGAGCAGCUGCCCGCUCUGCCGCAAGGCCUUCGCUCCGGAUCGAAUCAAGAAGCUGCACGUUGACAGGCCAGAGAAUGUAGACCCCGGACAAGAAGACGAGACUAGAGAGACAGAGUUGCUGCGAAGUCUCUCGCUGUCGUGGGGAGAGAAUACGCCACAAGAAGACAUUGAGGCCUUGACGGGAGAGGUAACCACAUUCCUGGAGAACAAGGCCGACGAUGUGUGCAUUGCCCUUCGUAAAGCCCGAGAUGGGGUUUUACAGUACCAUAAACUCCAGAAGAAACGGGAGAAGGAUCGAGCAAUGAUAGUAACGAUGAACCGUCUCCUCAAAACCACCAUUGAACGUGCAGAAGAAGACAGUAGACUGUCGAAAUCUAUUGAAGAGAGUCUCAUACUCGAAAGAGAUCGCUUUAAGACGUACGUCGUUUAUUCCGAGUGUGAAAUUGUCAUCGAGAAGCUCAAGGCUGAUCUGGCGAAAUACCAAUAUACUACGAAUCCCCUCCCGAAGCCUCCGGAACCUGUUCCUAUAGAUAGAUAUCCUGCCUUCGCAAGAGCUGCAGCAGCUGGGCUGCGCUUCGCUUCCGAUCCUCAUGUCCCCCUCUCGCCUAAACAUCAAACAAACGGAUCCUCCGCAGAACGGAACGUUAACGGAGCCUCGACCUCCACUCGACCUCACGAGGAAUAUGUUUCUCCCGACCCGACCGUUCGUGCCGAAAUUGCUGCUAGAGAUCGGGAGUCUGCCGAGCUACAACAGGCUGAAGAAGCUCGGAGAAGGGAGGAAGUUGCUCGGAGGAAACAAAAACAACCUCUCUACAAUACACACCGCUACCCUGCCACGGACACUGAGUCUAGCGGUAAACGGAGCGACCUGAUUCCUGGCGCUUCACCUAAUCAACGGGUGAUACCUAGUUCAUCAACUGCGUUGCCACAAGGUGUGAGUGGAUGGGGUCAACCUGUUGCAUCUGGGUCAUCUAGCUUGCUAGGGGAAUCUAGCAAUGGUUUAGAUGCCGCUGCUCCUGCAGGAGCAUACGUCGCAGGUUAUGCUCGUGGUUAUGGGUAUGGUUACAAUUACGCACCGUCGAUGAAGACUACAGUAAGCCACGACGGGGUUUUGUCCAUGCCGUCUGCGCAGUCUUUACAGCAUGUGGUUCUUGAAGAGACACCACGGGUUGGGUUGGGUUUGUACAGUGCGACCCCAAAUCGUCACAGGGAACCAGAAGAAAGUUUGCUACAGCCCCCUCAAACAGCGCCAGUGUCUACGACCACGACCUCGUCAAGACCACAUGGCUAUCACAGAUCUUCUCGAUCUCGGCGAGAUAGCACACCCGCAGAUGGCCAUGUUACGGACUCCACAAUCACCCCAUCCUCUAGCUCAUCCGGUGCCCAUCGCUCUCGGAGACGGUCAACGCGGACAGGAAACUCCCAGAACCCCCCAUCCACCGACUCUGAAGCACAUGUAGCUACUCCAGCCUCUCGCACAGCGUCCGACCGUGAAAGCAUAUCCUCCUGGGGGACAGUGCCGUCUAACCAGCCGCCGGGUUCUUCUGGUAGCAGCGUCGCUGAUCUCGGCCUUCAUUGGUUCCCCCCUGGAGCCGGGGUGAGGACGAGUGCAUCUUCUGAUAGCUCCAGGAAUCCAUACUUCCCCUUCGCCCCGCGGGAACCACCAAACGGUCCCGAGAGCGUGUCCAGCACUUCGGCUGCGAAUACCAGCGUGGAUGCCACACCCCGAGCUUCCGAUCAUGCUAGACCAACCGUCACGGAUCCCUUGCAAACCCUGUCCAUGCUCCUUGAGACAAAUACCAACCUGGGAUCGAGACACGCACGAGUGAUAAUUGAGGAUCGACCAAGACCAUCACGACACUCCACGUUGCCAGAACAUUCCACGCGACCGUCGAUUGCAUCGGCUAGGACAGACGGCCAGUCGCAAGCUAAUGGGAGCUCAGACGAGCACCGCAGCCAUCGUCGGCAUCGUCCCCGGCGUGGAUCCACCACAACUGGGAUAUUGCGUAUCAUAGACGAGAACGCCACACCUUCUGCGCCGCCUGUGGCCCCCGCCCCUGCUGUCACUUCGUCCGGUGUGGUGGAUGAGGGCUACCUCAGCGAUGCCCCACUACCAGCGAAUCAGAGCUUCGGAAAUGCCUUGGGUCUCGAUCUGACCGAGGAACCGCUCGCAUCCAACCUCGUCAUCUCCGCACCGACGCCAAUCGUCUCUACACGAAAUUUCCUACGAUCCUGGAGUUACGAUCAUUAA